Messenger RNA from Doryrhamphus excisus (bluestripe pipefish), 4267 nucleotides. RefSeq names its product TBC1 domain family, member 25 (gene tbc1d25). Gene Ontology annotation, cellular component: autophagosome. NCBI's taxonomy places the organism in Eukaryota, Metazoa, Chordata, Actinopteri, Syngnathiformes, Syngnathidae. Gene Ontology annotation, molecular function: GTPase activator activity. Gene Ontology annotation, biological process: regulation of autophagosome maturation; activation of GTPase activity. The record is from RefSeq and is a predicted model, not a curated record.
UCUAGGGAAGCCGAGGAAGACCAGUAGCGGAGCCGAGCCGAGCCAAGCCACUCGGCUAACCUCAGCAUGUUAUUGAUCUCUAUGUUGCUGUAGAUGGAAGAAGGAUCAUUUUCCAAAGAGCUACAUCGAUCUCAAACGGACCUCUUAAAAUGGCAGGCGAGGAGGAGAGGGGAGUGGUUCGAGUCAAAGUAAAGAAAUAUGAUGGAGUACUUCCUGCAGAGUUUCGCUCCUUUGCUGUAGAUCCUCAGAUAACAUCAUUGGAGGUGUUGCAGCAUAUUCUAAUAAAAGCCUUUGAUCUGAAUGGGAAGCGGAAUUUUGAAAUCAGUUAUAUGUCUAGAGGUGGAAGCGGCGCAGAAAUGUACCUGUCUUUGACAUCUGACGGUGAUUUGGAUGUUGCAUUUGCCAGUGCAGCCAAACCAUAUCUACAACUCAAGAUGGACGUGAAACCUUCAGAAGACAGUCCCGUUAUGGAAGACUGGGACAUCAUCAGCCCCAAAGACGUUAUUGGCUCUGAGCAGCUUCUUGCAGAAAGGACUAGAUCUUUAGCAUCUGCAGCACUUCCUUUCACCCAGUCCUUACUGUCCCAGGUCGGUCGGACCUUCUCUCGAGUCCAGCAAGCUUUCAGCUGGUCUUAUGGGGAGGAGAUCAAGCCUUUCAAGCCCCCUCUGAGUGACACUGAGUUUCAUAGUUAUCUCAACGGACAAGGACAGUUGACACGGCCUGAGGAAUUAAGACUGCGGAUCUACCAUGGCGGUGUGGAGCCUUCACUGCGCAAGGUUGUUUGGCGCUACCUCCUUAAUGUCUAUCCAGACGGACUGAGUGGACAGGAAAGAAUGGACUACAUGAAGCGGAAGACGAGAGAGUAUGACCAGCUGAAGAAAGAAUGGACGGCCCACGUCAGUCACGAGGAUCUUGAAUUUAUCCGAGGGAAUGUACUCAAAGACGUCUUAAGGACAGAUCGUGCUCAUCCUUACUACGCAGGAUCAGAAGACAGUCCGCAUUUGACUGCACUCACCGACCUGCUUACUACUUUCGCCAUCACACAUCCACAGAUCUCGUACUGUCAAGGGAUGAGCGAUAUCGCCUCGCCGAUACUUGCCGUGAUGGAUAAUGAAGCACAUGCCUUCAUUUGCUUCUGUGGCAUUAUGAAACGCUUGGAGGGGAACUUCCGACCUGACGGACAACUUAUGUCUAUUAAAUUCCAGCAUCUAAAAUUGCUUUUGCAGUAUUCCGAUUAUGAAUUCUACUCCUAUCUGGUCUCCCGUGGAGCUGAUGACCUCUUCUUCUGUUACCGCUGGUUGCUCCUGGAACUGAAGCGGGAGUUUGCCUUUGAUGAUGCCCUAAGGAUGCUUGAGGUGACUUGGAGCUCCUUGCCUCCAGAUCCUCCUGAAACUGAAGUGGAGCUCCUUGGACCGCCAUUGCAGUCAGAUAAAAUUACACGUUUCAUGAACAAGAAAAAGCCUGCUGAGAAUCGCCUUGGGCAAGACUGGGAAGUAAAAGAGAAGCAGCGUAGACAACAUAUGCUUCGGCCCUCCAGAGAAGAACCUGAUGUUAGAUCUGGAAGUAAUAACGGUGUCUCUAAAGUAACCAUGGGAAAGGCACAUGUUGUUUCUCCUUCUCUUGAGGAGAGCUUUGGAGACUUUAAGUACUAUAGUGCCCAAAAUGAAGACUGCUUUGACGUGAAGGAUGUCAAACCGCAGCAGGGUUUGAUAGAGUCACAGUCAACACCACGCAUUCCAGUUCGUCAGUCCACCACUGACAGUGAGGAGGAUCCUGGGGAAAGAACCCCUCUGAUAAGAUACUGUAACAAUGGCUUUUCUUCUGGAUCAUCACCUCCCACGUCUGUUAGUGGUCCACCAGUUUGGAAGAGCGGUGCUGUGUCUCAUUCCUCUUCAGCCUUACCUUCUAGUUGGUCAGGUGCUACACCAGACUCUCCUUCACAAACCACAUUUGGAUUUACGACUAAUGGAAGAGAGGCCUUAUCAAGAACUGUCCCAAAAGUAAUCACAUCUUCUGCACAAUUGCUCAGAAGUACAGGGUUGAACUUGACCACCAGUCCCACUUUAAAAACAUCAGCUGCGUCUAACUCCCAUACUCAAAAUCGAUCCUUUCUGUCUUCACCAAUUUUGCCUUUUGGAAGGGGUUCUUCACAGCCCAUUUCCAGGCCAUCCUCUAACAACCUCCCUUCUCCGAGCAACAAACCCUCAAGUGCUACAGUUAACAUGGACAGUUCACCAAAACUGGAGGCUGGCAUCAAACCGCUUUCACUCCCACCUCCCCAAGAAUUCGGAAAAGGCAAUCCUUUCAUGCUUUUUUUGUGCUUGUCAAUCCUGCUGGAACACCGAGACCACAUCAUCAAGAACAGCCUGGAUUACAAUGAGCUCGCCAUGCACUUUGAUCGACUCGUACGGCGCCACAACCUGAGCAGGAUCCUGCAACGUGCCAAGGCCUUGUUUGCAGACUACUUGCAGAGUGAAGUGUGGGACUCGGAAGAAGGGGAUGAGGUUAGUUCAGACUCCCCGACAUCGGCCACUGCUGCUCAAUACUCCCCGCCUUUAACCAUUUCUGCUCGACCCAUUUAUAGUCCGUUAGCAUCCCCUCAGUCUUCAUCGCAAAACUCAACCUACAACUUGGCAACAACAAUUCCUUCACCAACGCUGUCCCUUUCGUCAUAAUACACACAAAGUGUCACUAACUCUGCAUUCUCAUGAGAGCUUCUCAGCCCGACAGAGGUGUGGACUAUUUUAGACAGCCUCCCACUUUGAAUUGAAUUCUGUGAAUGCUUGAUCAUGUACGCAUCAUCAUAUUUGUUGUUAAUUUCUGUGGGCCCCACUUGAAGAUACAAGGACAAUGCAUGCUUGCUUAGGUUUUCGGUUUUUGGACUUUAAACUUAAUGCAUAUCAUCCAGUUUGUCACUUUUAUUAACAUGGUAUGGAAAGUCAAGUCAAGUGCAUUCAGUUAUAUUUUUAGUUCCCAGGCUCUCACUUCAUGACCUGUUUUUGCUUUGAGCUUCCAUACUGAUGUGUCAACAACUUUCCAUUACAUGUUAAUGAAAUAUGACAAAAUCAUACUUGAAAAGCCAACAACCAUUGAGAUGAGAUUGAGUGGUCAAGGCAUGGAUUAAGUUAUUUACUCCUUUCCCCCUGUUUUUCAGAGUAAUUGAAUACAAUCCCAUGCAAAUACAGUACUGUAAUACUAUUUCUAGUCAAUUCACAGUAUAUCAGUCGUCAAGGAAUAUACAGUAUGUAAUUAAAUGAGCUGAAGCAAUUUUACACUUUUUGCUGUUUCUUAAAUUUGUUGGAUUGAACAAGGGAAACCAUGUGUUGACAGCUGCCAUAGCUGAUGAUAAGGCUGCUCAUAAGUCCCAACUAUGUAACCAAUGUUUUUUUUUUUUUUUUUUUUGCUAUUUUUGCUUCUGUGAGACUAAUAGUAUCAACCGAAAUAGCAUGUGAUGCUGCAUUAUUAGAAAAGUGCCUCACUUACUGGUGUUAGAAACCUUGAAGUGUAUUUUUUUUUUAAUUUGUGCUGAAAAUAUCUUGACAAUGUAGAAACCGCUGCCCUACUGGGUGACUCAAUAAACAAAACGUGUCAUGUUUCAGCAACAUUUAAAUUAGCUGGGUAAUUACAAGAACAAAUGAGCCAACAAAACUGUUUCAUCAGCAAAUGCAAUAUAGCUUUUGUUGAUCGUUUGUGAGUUGACACUGAAACUGUAUAGUACAGAUCAGUAGCAACAUAUACUGUAUUAGUAUAUAUACUGUAUUCAAAAAAGUAUAACCUACUAUUGUAUCAUGGGAGUAUAACAUUGCCUGCUUCUUUUUCUCACUAGUUAAUUGAAUGGAAAAGUUUUUUCAUUUCAAUAUUUAGUGUCAUCUGCUAGUCCUGCUUUACACGAAAUUCCCGCCCCCCCCACACACACUGUUGACAUUGUGUGCCAAAAUGUCCCUCGCACCACACCCAGUGAGCUACUUGAAUCAAUGCAUAUUUCUGAAAUGUACUGUUUUUUGCUUACAUAUUUUAUUUUGAGAGGCCUUUGUCUAUAGAUUUUUUUAAAUUCCUUGUCAAAUGCUAACAUUUGCUCUGCCUUCCAUUCCUACAUGUAUAAAUAUCAUAUUUAGUAAUUUAAUAUGUACCUAGCUGGGUUAUGAUCUAGCUACUGUAUAUGUGUAUUUGUAAAUUAAAAAAAACAAGUUUAUCUAAUUACCAUGCGGAAUUGUAACAGUUCCACUUUUUAGCCAUUCAUAUGAUUGUAUAAUGGGCACGAAUAAAU